This is a messenger RNA of Drosophila willistoni, 2294 nucleotides long. RefSeq names its product homeobox protein HMX3. Lineage: Eukaryota; Metazoa; Arthropoda; Insecta; Diptera; Drosophilidae. The transcript is spliced from 2 exons. Gene Ontology annotation, biological process: regulation of DNA-templated transcription. The coding region runs from base 275 to 1771 and encodes 498 amino acids. Gene Ontology annotation, molecular function: DNA-binding transcription factor activity, RNA polymerase II-specific; DNA binding. The record is from RefSeq and is a predicted model, not a curated record.
GUCUGAAGCGUCGAGUUGAGAGGUCCUCCCAUUGGAUCAGCGUCGUCGUUGUAGUCUCGUUUAUCGUCUAUCUCGUUAAAUCCAAUAGUAAAUACUUGUUGUUGGCGUUGGCCAGUUCAUUGAGAGUUGUAUUUGUUGCAUCGUGCCAACCGCAAAGUGAAACAAUAAGAAGCCGAGAAGUAGUGCAUAGGCCACCGCUCGAAACUGUUUAGUGCUUUGAUUGAUACCAAAGUGACAAGUUACCCAUUUAGCCCCCCAUUCUUAGCAAGCUUAAAUGCUCUGUCCGCCAACCAUGCGCCCGGCCAGUCCUGCCGAAUCGGAGAUCUCUGUCGGAGGAGCUCCAAGCCCACUGCCAGCCCAGCUGCAGGCCCAACAUCAGAUGCAUCAUCAUCAGCGUGGAAGUACCAUCGAUCUGCUCCAGCAGCAGCAGCAACUCCUCAUGCAGCAACAUGCGGCCGCUGCAGCUGCCGCGGCAGCUGCUGCUGCCGCCGGGCUCACCCGGAGUGCCGUCGGCACACUGCCGGAGGAUUAUUUCCAGCCCCUGAAACGUCUGCGCAUGUCCUCUUCCUCCUCGGAGCCACGAGAACAAACGCCCAGUCCACCGGCUCCAGCUCAGAGCCAAAUUCAAACCAAGUCAGCCAUUGAGGGAGUCAAGAGUUUCUCCAUUGCCGAUAUAUUGGGACACUCGGAGAAGCAGCGUUCCGAAUCCGUUUCUCCGCCACCAGCCACCACCUUGCUAGCCCCGCCCGCUGCCCGGCCAACCACUGGUCUCCUGCAGCCCCGCACCGAGCCUCUGGAUGUCCAUCCAGCUGCGGCAGCUGCCAUGUUACUGCCUGGCGCCCAGAUUGUGCGUCCUUGGGAUCAUUUGCUGGGUCCCAUGCCAGUGCGUCCAUUUAUCCCCUCCGCCCUGCUACACUAUGAGCAGCGUUUGGCUCUGGAUUACCAUCGUCAGUUGCAGGAACACUUCAAUGCCCAGGCCCAAUUGCUGCGUCACAUGGGCAUGGAUAUUAUUCCCUCCGAGAGUGGUUCUGAUCGCUCCAGCUCGGCUGCCAGUGACUGCUGCUCUCCGGAAAUUGCCCGCGACUCAGCUGCUGCAGCAGCAGCUGCUGGCACCCGACAUAGUCCGCAAUCCUCGUCGGCCCAGACAGCCGCCGAAAGGGAACGCCAUCAUUCCGCCGGCUCCAACAAUGCGUCGAGUCCAUCGCAAGCUGCUGCAAUCGGUGGAGGCAACAAUUCUGCGGCUGCUGCUGCUGCCGCUGCCAAGGCUAAGGCCAAUGGCACUCCAUUGGAUGCCCUAUUUCAGAUGACCACCAAGGACUUUGAUGAGUCACAAGAUAAAUCUCAUUUGGAUAUAUUCUCGAAUCGUCCUCAACCAAAGAAGAAGCGCAAGUCCCGCACAGCCUUUACCAAUCAUCAGAUCUUUGAACUGGAGAAACGUUUCCUCUAUCAGAAAUAUCUAUCGCCAGCCGAUCGUGAUGAGAUUGCCGCCUCAUUGGGUCUGUCCAAUGCUCAGGUGAUCACCUGGUUCCAGAAUCGUCGGGCCAAGCAGAAACGUGACAUCGAGGAGCUUAAAAAGGACUUUGAUAGCGUCAAAGUCUUCUCGGCCCACAAAUCCUUUCUCGAGAAUGUCAAUGAUCUCAGCAUAUUGAAGAAGAAACCCAUGCACGAGGCGGAUAUGGUGGGAUUGGCUGCUGCCGCUGCUGCUGCUGGCAUGGUGGGUGUCCCAGGCUCGACUGCCGCCCAGGCCAUGGGUGUUACACAACCAAAAUGAGGGCGUGGCAUAGUGCGUGCAGCGCUUAUUCAACCUGAUGAAUGGUACAGAAAAUGAGCAAGAGUAUUGUGGAUGACAUUAACAUGAAAAACGACUGCCAGAGAAGUUGUGUAUUUUGUUUAAGCAUUUUGAACCAAGUGCUUGGGUAAAGCAGUAGCCGAUUCCUUAGCACCAACACUGGGCGACGGAAGGGACAGAGACUCUCUGCUCUCUGCUUUACUCUCAAAGGAUGUGACCAAAGGCACAGAAAGGCCAUCAAAGGAAAGGCCUCGCCUCGAAAACCCAAAAAAACUAGGACCAAGGCCCGCAGUUGGCCAAGUUGAUUAUAACCAGCUAUGACAAAUCACAAGCUCUGAUCUAUAGAGCUUCAAAAACCUCUCUCCAUUAAUAACAAACCUAGAGAAAAUCACUCAACAAUGACAACAAACGGCUCUUUUCAGAGCCACCAAUCCAAUCAGCGACAAAGAGUAUUAAAAAAACAUUUCAUCAAUUCCAAUCAAAGCUAAAAAAGAGCAAAAUCUUG